Megachile rotundata (alfalfa leafcutting bee) is the source of this 2751-nucleotide messenger RNA. RefSeq names its product Tsr1 ribosome assembly factor (gene Tsr1). The record is from RefSeq and is a predicted model, not a curated record. Gene Ontology annotation, biological process: maturation of SSU-rRNA from tricistronic rRNA transcript (SSU-rRNA, 5.8S rRNA, LSU-rRNA); ribosome biogenesis; endonucleolytic cleavage of tricistronic rRNA transcript (SSU-rRNA, 5.8S rRNA, LSU-rRNA). NCBI's taxonomy places the organism in Eukaryota, Metazoa, Arthropoda, Insecta, Hymenoptera, Megachilidae. Gene Ontology annotation, molecular function: GTP binding; U3 snoRNA binding; GTPase activity. Gene Ontology annotation, cellular component: preribosome, small subunit precursor; nucleus.
ACUAUAAAGUUCGAAAGAAUUUACUAGCGACCCACGUGUUUUGUAAAACAUAUUUGAUAAAUUAUGAUGACAUCUUCUGCAUGAAGUGUAUAAUUUUUAAUGCAAAAUGGGAAUAACGAAACAAGAAGUGCAUCGUCCUGGCGCAUUUAAGCAAGUAAAUAAACCACAUAAAACUGGUAGACAUCGAAGCAAAGGAUCAAUAAGUAGCGACGUUAAAGGAAAAACUGGGGUCAAAGUUUUAUCAAAACACAUUCAUAGACAGUUAGGAAAAGAUGCACGAAGACAUCAGUCCUCUCAAAUUAGGAAAAAUAAAAGAGAAGAAGUAUUGCAACAAAAAAGAAAUUUAGGUGGAUCAAAUUCAGCUCCUAUUCUUGUAUGUAUUAUUCCAUUACAAGAAGACUUGGAUACUCAAAAUGUAUUAUCAGUGCUAACAAAAGCGGAUGAGACUGCAAUCGUAACAAAUAGUCCCACUGGUACAACUCAUUUAAGCCUGCCUAGAUUUAAACAGCGAUUUUCUAUUAUUAUACCACCAGUUGGAAAUUUGUUUGCAACACUAGAUGCAGCAAAAAUAUCUACAACUAUUCUUUUUGUUGCUUCUGCUGUAAAUCAUCAUGAUAAUAGUCCAAGAGAUAAGAUUCUUGAUGAUUGGGGUAGAGAAAUUAUUUUACCUUGUGCUGCUCAAGGUUUGACUACUCCAGCGAUAGCAAUUACAAACAUUGAAAAUCUUCAUAUAAAGAAACGUCAAGAAUUUAAAAAUAAUGUACAAUCUGAGAUUUCCAAAUGGCUUCCAGAAGAAAAAAUCUUUCAUUUAGAUACUUCUACUGAUGCUUUCAAUGUAUUAAGACGUGUUGGUUCUCAAAAACAAAGAACUGUGUCAUAUAGAAACAAAAGAGCACAUUUGUUAGCAGAAGAAAUUAAGUUUAAGUGCAAUGAUGACUCAACAGAUUUGGGAACCCUUAUGAUCUCAGGAUAUUUAAGAAAUGUACCAUUGUCAGUUAAUAGUUUAAUACAUAUACCUGGAUUUGGAGAUUUUCAAAUGUCCCAAAUUGAUGCUCCUGAGGAUCCAUACCCUGUAGAGAAGAAAGGAAGAAAACAUUGCAAUGCAAUGGAUGAUGAACCAUCUGUCAGAGUUCUUGAACGUGCUGAUCCAAAAAAACAAGAAUCUCUUGAAAGUGAAAACAUACCUGAUCCUAUGGAUGCUGAACAAACUUGGCCUACUGAAGAAGAAUUAGCUCAGGCUGCAGCUGCUCAAAAGAAGAAAAUUGUAAAGAAAGUUCCAAAAGGAACAUCUGAAUAUCAAGCAGCAUGGAUUCCUGAUGAGGAUGGAGAAGAAUUAAGCGAAUAUUCGGAUGAUGAAUCAGAAGAUAAAAUGUCAGUGGAUGAAGCCAAAUCUCAAUCAGAUAGUGAUGUAGAAGCAGAAGAUGAAGAGGAAUAUGAUACAGUUACGAUAUCAGAAGCUCCAGACGAACAACGAUAUGAUCAAAAUGUUGAUAUGAUAGAGGAAAAAGAAGAAAUAGAAAAAUUAAAACUAGCCAAAUUGGAUGCACAAUUUCCUGACGAAGUUGAUACUCCGCAAGAUAUGUUAGCAAAACUGAGAUUUCAAAAAUAUCGAGGAUUAGAAUCGUUCAGGACAAGCCCUUGGGAUUCAAAAGAAAAUCUUCCUACCGAUUAUGCUCGAAUAUUUCAAUUUGAAAAUUUCGAUCGAACACGAAAACGUAUAUUUAAAGAGUCACAAGAAAUAGAAGGCGCUAUGCCUGGUUGGUACAUCACAAUCCACGUGAUAAAUGUUAGGAGAAACCUAUUUACUGCAUUUUGCACAUUAGAAAACCGUCCAUUAGUUUUAUUUGGUUUAUUACCGAAUGAGCAUAAAAUGUCUGUCUUAAACGUUGUAUUAAAACAUACUAACACUAUUUCGAUUCCAAUAAAAUCCAAAGAACGAUUAAUAUUUCAAUGUGGAUUUAGAAGAUUUUCCGCGUGUCCAAUAUUUAGUCAACAUACAAACGGGAAUAAACAUAAGUAUGAACGAUAUUUUCAACCUGAAAGUACUGUUGUAGCAAGCAUGUUUGCACCCAUUACUUUUCCGCCGUGUCCAGUUUUAUGUUAUGUUGAAAAAUUAAAUGGAUCGUUGGAACUAAUUGCAACUGGUAGCGUAUUAUCUGCAAAUCCAGAUAGAAUAAUUGUAAAGAGAGUUGUACUUAGCGGCCACCCUUACAAGGUUUAUAAGCGAUCAGCAGUUAUACGAUUUAUGUUUUUCCACCGUGAAGACAUAAAUUGGUUCAAACCAGUUCAAUUACGAACGAAAUAUGGACGUAGAGGCCAUAUUAAAGAACCAUUGGGUACACAUGGUCAUAUGAAAUGCGUAUUUAAUGGACAGCUGAAAUCACAAGACACGGUCUUAAUGAAUUUAUAUAAACGAGUAUUUCCGAAAUGGACUUACCAACCAUUAUUGUUGACAGAUUCAUCACAUCAAGAUCAAAGUAUGAAUGUAGAAUAACAUUUGUAGAAUUAUAUUUAUCUUUAACUGUAUAUAGUACAUAUACAUGACACAAAUACACACAUACAUACGUAGAUACAUAUGUACAUGUAUGUACUAUUUAAAACAUAAAAUAAAAUGUUUUUGUACAAAUGCGUUUUAAUCUUAUACUGGCAUUAAGCAAAUUGCGCGUUUUAUUUGUAUUUUCGAUAUAUCGCGAAAUGUAUCACGUGACUUACAUUGUAACCAUGUAUCAUAACAUUCAAAUAAUAUUUAGU